This is a messenger RNA of Candida tropicalis MYA-3404, 384 nucleotides long. RefSeq lists its product as uncharacterized. The transcript has a single exon. NCBI's taxonomy places the organism in Eukaryota, Fungi, Ascomycota, Pichiomycetes, Serinales, Debaryomycetaceae. Bases 1 to 384 code for a protein of 127 amino acids. The record is from RefSeq and is a predicted model, not a curated record.
AUGAAACAGCGCUUUUUGUUCCUAUUCCUUCUUUCCCAGGUGUAUUCAGCUCCAGCUAUAGUUACAGUUUGGCAGACAGUAACAUCAACUAUACCAGAUGGAACAACUCCCGCUGUAAAUACCCAACCAGUUGCAAACACACAACCAGCUGCUGUAACCACAACUGUUCAACCAGUGGCUGUAUCUCCAGUUGUGGAAACUCAAGCGAUUCCAACUACUACUGCAACUGCUGGGUUCUGGGGUAAUCUUUUGAACAGUCUUUUGGAUUCUUCUUCGUCAUCCUCAUCUUCCCAAGAAGCAGCAGCAGCUGCUGCUGCUGCUGAUAAGCAAGUACCACUGCUCAAUCCACAUCAUCAACCGGUUCUUCAUUGGCCUCUUUAUUGA